This is a messenger RNA of Nerophis lumbriciformis (worm pipefish), 768 nucleotides long. The record is from RefSeq and is a predicted model, not a curated record. NCBI's taxonomy places the organism in Eukaryota, Metazoa, Chordata, Actinopteri, Syngnathiformes, Syngnathidae.
AUGAAUGGAGAAAAUUGGGACAAUGAUGAAGAAGUCCAAGUUCCAUGGCCACUCAACAAAGCAGGAGGAAGGAAGCAGUCACAAACCAAAUACGUGGCAAGAAUUCUGAGAUUUGGUGAAGACACACGUGAACUGACGCCAUAUUUGAAAGCCGCUCAGGAUGGCAAGGAUGUACCCCUUACUGGUGAUUUGGAAUAUGGCAGAGGCAAGAGAAACAAACAGCCAAAGUCUUGGUCAUCAGACAGCAAGGAUGAAAGUGACGAGGAGACUCUAUCUGACAGACAGCAGAAGAAAAAGAGGAAAGUAAGCCGUACAGCUGUGGGAUAUGAUGCUCGGGCACAAUUGAAGGCCCAACUUGCUGCUCUGGGAAGAACUUCACCGAAAGAUACAUGUACAGAAAUGGAAUCCCUGAAGAAGGAAGUCCUCCAGUUGAGAGAGGAAAACAAAUCCCUUCGAGAUGCAUUGAGGGUUGUUGAAGAACUUCCUGGCCUGCUAAUGAAGAUGGACGACUUAUCACGUCAGGCAACAAUACUAUCAGCUCGACGUCCUGCUGUCGCUCUGCAGAUACCGACAACUUCUGCGAUUGGCCAAUCCGUACCAUCAACAUUGGUACAGACUACCGAGAGAUUGUCAGAGCCACCGUAUCCUUCAACGCCAACCAGUCACAGAUCUUUGCCAGUGCCAUUCAGGUCACCAACUGUGACACCGACACAGGCCCAUCUACGGCGGGUGUUUGAUUACGAGGUCGAUGAGGAUGGCCAGCAAUAA